Messenger RNA from Pterocles gutturalis (yellow-throated sandgrouse), 434 nucleotides. RefSeq names its product actin-related protein 6-like. The record is from RefSeq and is a predicted model, not a curated record. Gene Ontology annotation, cellular component: Swr1 complex. The annotation marks the transcript as partial. NCBI's taxonomy places the organism in Eukaryota, Metazoa, Chordata, Aves, Pterocliformes, Pteroclidae. Gene Ontology annotation, molecular function: nucleosome binding. The transcript is spliced from 2 exons.
AAAUGCAGCCUCAUUUCUUCAAGAACAUAGUUCUGACUGGGGGAAACACCCUUUUUCCGGGCUUCAGGGAUCGGGUGUAUUCUGAAGUUCGAUGUCUUACUCCAACUGAUUAUGAUGUUUCCGUUGUUCUUCCUGAAAACCCUAUCACUUAUUCUUGGGAAGGUGGGAAGCUCAUUUCUGAAAAUGACGAUUUUGAAGACAUGGUAGUAACUAGAGAAGAUUAUGAAGAACAUGGACACAAUAUUUGUGAAGAGAAAUUUGAUAUAUAGGUAGCAUAGUUGGAUACAUUGUUAUUCCAUUGUUUUACUCAGAAUGGCACUCUUCAAGUACCGCCUGUUCUCUGACAGUUAGGAUUGUGUUUUAGCUUUCCUGUACUUAUGUGGGUUGGUAAAAAAUAAUUUUCAGAGUUUAAAAAUAAAGUUUUACAAGCCUAA